Messenger RNA from Lycium ferocissimum, 1331 nucleotides. RefSeq names its product gibberellin 20 oxidase 2-like. Gene Ontology annotation, biological process: flower development; unidimensional cell growth; gibberellin biosynthetic process. The coding region runs from base 105 to 1163 and encodes 352 amino acids. The transcript is spliced from 3 exons. Lineage: Eukaryota; Viridiplantae; Streptophyta; Magnoliopsida; Solanales; Solanaceae. The record is from RefSeq and is a predicted model, not a curated record. Gene Ontology annotation, molecular function: gibberellin 20-oxidase activity.
AACUAUCAAUAUAUAUAACUUAAAUCCUUAUAAAUAGAAGGAAGACAUAUCUCAUCCACAAGUUUAUUGCAGCAGUCCAGUGUCACUUAAGUAUUUCUCUCACAAUGCUCAAUUUUCAUCAACAAACCAACAUACCUAAAGAAUUCAUUUAUCCCAAGGAAGAAUUAAUACAAGCACAAGAAGAGCUAAAUGAACUAGUAAUAGAUCUUAGAGGCAUCUUUACAGGCAAUAAUUCUGUGGCAACACAACAUGUAGCCAUGCUUGUCAAAACAGCUUGCUUAAACCAUGGAUUCUUUCAAGUUAUUAACCAUGGAGUUGAUUCUCAACUAAUUAACAUGGCUCAUGCUCAUGUUAAUGAUUUCUUUAAGCUUCCAUUAGGAGUAAAAUUAAAGGUUCAGAAACAACAUGGUAGUUUGUGGGGUUAUUCAAGUGCCCAUGCAGAGAGAUUUAAUUCAAGAUUGCCAUGGAAAGAAACUUUAUCCUUCAAUUUUCAUGAAAACAGUGGCUCCAAUCAGAGUGUUGUUGUUGAUUUCUUUGAAUCUGGUUUUGGAAAAGAAUUUGAACAAAUGGGAUUGGUGUUUGAGAGAUACUGCAAGGAAAUGAAGAGGUUAGGACUUGUAAUCAUGGAGAUAUUGGGAAUAAGCCUAGGUGUAGAAAAAUCUUACUACAAAGAAUUUUUCAGAGAUGCAAAUUCCAUAAUGAGAUGUAAUUUCUAUCCAACUUGCCAAGAUCCUGAUUUAGCCCUUGGAACUGCACCUCACUGUGAUCCAAAUUCAUUGACAAUACUACAUCAAGAUCAAGUUGGAGGGUUGGAAGUCUUUGUCGAUAGCAAGUGGAAGUCAGUGAGACCUAGGCCUGAUGCACUCGUCAUCAAUAUUGGUGACACUUUUACGGCCCUGUCAAAUGGACUAUACAAAAGUUGUGUGCACAGGGCAAUAGUAAACAGACAACUUGACAGAAUAUCAUUGGCAUUUUUCUUCUGCCCAAGGGAAGACAAAAUUAUAGUACCCCCACAAGAUCUUGUCUCAGGGCCAAGAAUGUACCCUGACUUCACAUGGUUUGAUUUGCUCAAUUUUACACAGAACCACUAUAGGGCUGAUCAAGCUACUCUCCAAAACUUCACUCUUUGGUUCCUUUCUUCCAAAUUCAAUAAUCCGACAUAGCAAAAAACAAAAAAACAUGUACUACUAUUUAUCCAAUCUAUAUUGUGGGCUGUAUAAGAGAUUUUAAUGCAACUAGAAAAUAUAGAGAACUUGAAGUAUUUUUUGUUUUAAUUUGUUUAAUGUUGGACUGAAAUGAAUUUAAAUGAAGAAGCAUGAUUAGUAAAUUUA